Messenger RNA from Mauremys mutica (yellowpond turtle), 3065 nucleotides. It is a transcript of the gene NPTX2, whose product is annotated as neuronal pentraxin 2. NCBI's taxonomy places the organism in Eukaryota, Metazoa, Chordata, Testudines, Geoemydidae. The coding region runs from base 212 to 1543 and encodes 443 amino acids. The transcript is spliced from 5 exons. The record is from RefSeq and is a predicted model, not a curated record.
AGGGCGGCGCAGCGACUGGAGCGGGCUCUGCUCCGAGCUGUCCGGGGCCGCCGCCGCCGCCAAUCCGGAGUGGGCAGCGCCGGGUCCCCUUGUCCCAGCCGCCCCGGAGAGCUGCACCACGUCCCCCAGGCGAUCUCCCCAUCCCCGUCCCCGCAGCGUUCAGGGCUCGUUCCCCGUUUGCCCUCGGGGGCUCCGUGCCCCGUGAGCCGGCAUGCUGGCUCUCCUGGCUGGGCUGCUGUUCUCCCUCGCCUCCGGGGCCAGCUGGCGGGGAGUGAGGGGCCAGGAGAGCCCCCCGGGGAGCCGCUUCGUGUGCACCUCCCUGCCGCUGGACGCUGCCCCCUCGGGCUGCCCGCUGCCCCCGGUGCCCAUGCAAGGGGGCGCCCUCCCUUCCGAGGAGGAGCUGAAAGCCACCGUGCUGCAGCUGCGGGAGACCAUCCUGCAGCAGAAGGAGACCAUCGGCAACCAGCGGGAGACCAUCCGGGAGCUGACCAGCAAGCUGAGCCGCUGCGAGAGCUCCCCCGGCCCCGACGGCAAGCCCGGCACUGGAGGUUGGAGGAAAGAGUUGGGCAAAGGCAAAGACACCAUGGGGGACCUGCCCCGGGACCCCACUCAGGUCAUCGACCAGCUGAGCCGGACCAUGCAGACGCUGAAGGACCGGCUGGAGAACCUGGAGCACCAACUUCGAGCCAAUGUGUCAUAUGCAGCCCUGCCUAAUGAGCUUCGAGAGAUGCUUCAAAGGAGGCUUGGAGAUCUAGAGCGCCAGCUUUUAAGCAAAGUGGCUGAACUUGAGGAUGAGAAAUCCCUGCUUCAUAAUGAAACUUCAGCCCAUCGGCAAAAGACAGAAACAGCCCUGAGUGCAUUGCUAGAAAGAGUUUCUGAAUUAGAAAAAGGAAGCAGUGCAUUUAAAUCACCGGAUGAAUUCAAGGUUGGUCUCCCUCUUCGCACAAAUUAUUUAUAUGGGAAGAUCAAGAAGACUCUGCCAGAGUUGUAUGCAUUCACUGUGUGCUUGUGGCUGAGGUCGAGUGCUUCUCCUGGAAUUGGAACACCGUUCUCCUAUGCUGUCCCUGGGCAGGCGAAUGAAAUUGUUCUGAUAGAGUGGGGCAAUAAUCCAAUCGAAUUGCUAAUUAAUGACAAGGUUGCCCAGCUUCCUCUGUUUAUUAGUGAUGGAAAGUGGCAUCAUAUCUGCAUCACAUGGACCACGAGAGAUGGAAUGUGGGAGGCUUUUCAGGAUGGAGAGAAACUUGGCACUGGGGAAAACUUAGCCCCUUGGCACCCAAUUAAACCUGGAGGGGUUCUGAUUUUGGGUCAGGAGCAGGACACGGUUGGAGGAAGAUUUGAUGCAACUCAAGCCUUUGUUGGGGAGAUGAGCCAGUUCAAUAUAUGGGACAGGGUCUUAAAAGCAGAAGAUAUCAUGAAUAUUGCUAACUGCUCUACCAACAUGCCUGGAAACAUCAUACCCUGGGUUGAUAACAAUGUUGAUGUAUUUGGAGGUGCAACUAAAUGGCCCGUGGAGACAUGUGAAGAGCGUUUGCUAGAUUUAUAGCUACAAUCAUUUUUCUAUUUAAGUGCCCCAUUUUAUUAGGACAAUUUCUUGUAAGGUCUGUCACACUUAUUUCCCCACCAAAUGAAUUGGGGGAAAAAAUCCUGAGUAAACUACUUGGGUACAAAUAAAGCUGGUAGUUCUUGGCAUGAAUCCUGAAGAUGAAAGAGGCACCUGUUGGCUCAAAUAGCAGUUGUCUUAAGGCAGAUCCAAAGGCACCUAUUGAGUUCAAUAGGCUUUGGAUCUGGUUCUUGCUUGGUACACUAAUUCUUCUGGGGGAAUAUCUCCUGCAAAUGUUACCUAUAUCAAGUGGCAGAAUUUCUCCUCCCUGAUAACAUGUGAUACAAACAAAGCACAAAGCUUUUUAAGAGGCAAAACAUACACCUUGGUAUUGAAUCUUCCCCCACCUCUAUUCAAUACUUUCUUUUACAACCUUUUUAAAGAAAUUAGGUAAUCCUUAUACUACAUUUACCACAUCUUAAUUCAACACACCUGAGACCUGCAGAUAGUAGUAGAAUAGCCACUACCCGCAUUACAGAAGGUAACUGCUUUACAAUUUAGACAAGUUAGAAUUCUUGUCUUGUGGUAUGUCAUGACCUAAACACUCUGAUUCCUUCCCCAGACCUGAAGAAGAGCUCUGUGUAGCUCACAGGUUUGUACCUUCUACCAAUAGAAGUUGGUCCAAUAAAAGAUGACCACCCCCCUCCCAUCCCCAUCUUGUUGCCUCUUUUAGGUCUUGAGAGAGACUAUAAUAUGAUGCAAAUGCUAUUCCACUCCAAAUUCAGAGACAGAGCUAGAUACUCAGCUGAUGUAAAUCAGCAUAGCUCCACUGAUUUCAUGGAGCCACAUCAAUUUAUACCAGCUGAGGUUCUGGCCCCCAAUCUGUAUGUGUUCCCUCUGCCUCUUCCCAGUCCCAUGGGUAAGGUGAUGGUUGAACGACUGUACUCCUAUUCCAUGUAGGUUGAUGAGUGUGCUGCAUUUUUCUCUCUGAAUUCUAUCACUCUAGUCUGUUUUUUCUUUUCUAAAUACAUAUAAAAUGUUUCUAAGUGAAUUUCAGUUUUGUUUUGCUCUGAAAGGCCUUUUUAUAAGCAAGUGCCAAAGUUCAGUUUCCAUUUGCUGAGAAUCACUAUAUAUAUAUUUUUCCAACAAGUCUCUAUUGCAGAAACUUCCUGUGUUAUGAUGGUCCUAUGUGCUAUGACUAAUGUGCUGGCUUUCAAUUCUUGUUGAUUGUCAUGACUUCUGUAAGCAUUGAGCUGACUUUAUAAAGUAUAUUUUAUUAUGCUUUUUAUUCUUUCUCAAUACUCUGGAGACAGAGUUGUAUUUUCUUGGUAUUGGUGACUCUUUAGUUUGUGGCUUGCAGAUAGCAUAUGUACUGUACCAGAAAAAGAGUUAAUACUCUUUGAUUUAAAGAAGUGAUUUUUAAAAGAGGAAAUUUAUAAAGUUAAAUAUCAUAUUUUAUUUUUCAUGUUUUGAAUUGUAAGAAUCUCUAUAGUGACAGUUCCAUUUGUUGGAUAAAGUUACAUAA